This is a messenger RNA of Arvicola amphibius (Eurasian water vole), 3050 nucleotides long. It is a transcript of the gene C6H7orf25, whose product is annotated as chromosome 6 C7orf25 homolog. The transcript is spliced from 2 exons. Bases 1430 to 2695 code for a protein of 421 amino acids. The record is from RefSeq and is a predicted model, not a curated record. Lineage: Eukaryota; Metazoa; Chordata; Mammalia; Rodentia; Cricetidae.
AGAUCCAUCUGUCUGCCUCCCAAGUGCUGGCACUAAAGGCGUGUGCCAUCACCACCCAGCUAGGAUAUCUGAUGUUAGGUUGGGGUCCUUGACCCAUUUGGAGUUGAGUUUUGUGUAAGGUGAGAGAUAAGGAUCAAGUUUCAUUCUUCUACUUUAGCUAUCCAGUUUGACCAACACCAUUUGUUGAAGAUGCUUUGUUUUCUCCAUUGUGCAUUGUUAAUAUCUUUGUCAAAAAUCAAGUGGCUUUAGGAGUGAGAGUUCACAUAUAAAUCCUCAAUUUAUUUUUCAUUUUUCAGUGUGUUUGCUUUUUAUGCUAUUGCUAUGCUCUUGUUGCUAUAACUCUAGUAUAGCUUGAAAUCUGAGGUGAUACCUCUAGCCAUUCUUUUGUUGUUUGGGAUUGUUUUUGCUAUUCUGUGGGGUUUGGGGUUUUUUGUUGUUGUUGUUGUUGUUCCAUGUGAAAUUUAAGAUUGUUUUUCAAAUUCUGUAAAUAAUUGUUUUGGAAAUUUGAUGCGGAGUGUGCUGAAUAUAAUAUGAAUCUGCUUUUGGUAGGAUGGUCAUUUUCACAGUAUUAAUCCUAGCAACCCAGGAGUGGUCUUCCCAGUUUCUUCAAUACAUUUCUUCAGUGUUGAAAAAUUUUUUGUUUUGUUUAAUCUAUAUUUUCUUCCACACACUAUAUUAUUAUUAUAGUCUUUUACCUCUCAGAUAUGCCUUCCCGCCUCUCCCACCUGACUUUCAUGUUCUUUCAAAAUAACAAAGACAAAGCACACAAGAAACAUGGACUCCAUAUUGUGUUGGCUAACUCUUCCUGAGCAUGAGAUUUGCCCUGGAGUUCAGAUGAUAUUAUACAGUGUCAUUCCAUUGAAGGAAACUCGUAUUUCCUCUCCCAGUGGUCAGGAAUUACAGAUAGUUUCUUGGUAAGGGGUGGAACUUUGUGCCCACUUCCCCUCCCCUAUGCUGGGAUAUUUUCUCGGUUGAUUUUAUGGAGGUCUUGUGCAUGCGUUCAGUCUCUGUAGAGGUAGAGGAUUCUCACAUCUGGUCUUCAGGAGCCUGUGCGAGGUGCUCAGUACUUUUCAUCAGGCAGUGAGUGCUGCUGGAAUUGGCAGUGUGAGUCUUGGAUUGCUGCCUGGUAUGAGGUCCAGAAGGCAGGCAUUCAGGAUCCUUAGGACUUGCUGUGGAUCUCAUAGUUCAAAGAAAUGAAGGUCUGAACAAGUGUCAGAAUCCAACUCACUUCAGGAAGAGUUCAAGCUUACAGCUUUCUUCAGCUGUCAAAGGAAGGAGUCUCUCUCAAAAGCCCAUAGACUAAAGCCCAGCUUCAUAUUCUCAAUCUUCAUAAACUUUGUUGCUAGGUUGGGCUUUUUAAUCAUGCUUGCGGCAGAAGUACAUUGAGAUUUUCCCUGUUGUCUUCGAUGAAAGGAAUAAUGCUGUCAGCAUGUCUUCACACUCCAUGCUCUCUGAAAGAAUUGCCAUAGCCAAGGAACUGAUCAAGAGAGCAGAAUCCCUUUCUAGAUCAAGAAAAGGUGGCAUAGAAGGUGGCGCAAAGCUGUGUAGCAAACUGAAGGCCGAGCUAAAAUUCUUACAGAAAAUAGAGGCUGGGAAAGUCGCUAUUAAAGAAUCCCACUUACAGAGCACAAACCUAACACACUUGAAAGCCAUCGUGGAAUCGGCAGAAAACCUGGAAGAAGUUGUCAGUGUUCUUCGUGUGUUUGGCUACACAGACACCUUGGGAGAGAAGCAGACUCUUGUGGUGGAUGUCGUAGCAAAUGGCGGUCAUACGUGGGUCAAGGCUAUUGGCCGGAAAGCCGAAGCGCUGCAUAACAUCUGGCUGGGCAGGGGCCAGUACGGCGACAAAAGCAUCAUUGAGCAGGCCGAAGACUUCCUGCAGGCCAGCCGCCAGCAGCCGGUGCAGUAUAGCAACCCUCACAUCGUGUUUGCAUUUUACAACAGUGUCUCUAGUCCCAUGGCAGAGAAGCUGAGAGAUAUGGGCAUCUCUGUCAGAGGGGACAUCGUCGCAGUCAACUCUCUGCUAGGCCCACCCGAAGAGCUGCAGCUGAGCGAGAGCGAGCCCGACGAUGAGGACGAAGAACUUCUGCGGGUGACGAGAGUGGACCGAGACAACGUCCUGGCGCACGUUGCAUUUCCCACCGAGAUCAAGGUGGACGUGUGCAGAAGAGUCAAUCUGGACAUCACUACUUUAAUCACGUAUGUAUCUGCCAUGAGCUAUGGAGGCUGCCACUUCGUCUUCAAAGAGAAAGUACUCACAGAACAAGCCGAGCAGGAGAGGAGAGAGCAGGUCUUGCCUCAGCUGGAAGCGUUUAUGAAGGACAAGGAGUUGUUUGCCUGUGAAUCUGCUGUCAAGGAUUUUCAGUCUAUUCUAGACACCUUAGGGGGACCCGGAGAGAGAGAGAGGGCCACUAUGCUAAUUAAACGAGUCACUGUGGUCCCAGACCAGCCUUCUGAGCGUGCCUUGAGACUAGUGUCAAGUUCAAAAAUUAACAACCGUUCAUUAACGAUUUUUGGGACAGGAGACACCCUGAAAGCCAUCACCAUGACUGCCAAUAGCGGCUUUGUCAGAGCUGCCAACAACCAGGGCGUCAAAUUCAGCGUCUUCAUACAUCAGCCCAGAGCGCUUACUGAGAGCAAAGAGGCCUUCGCCGUGCCCGUACAGAAAGAGCUCCCCAGUGACAGUGCACACUAGUGGUUCCUUUACAUGUUGUCAUGGAAAUACAUUAUUUAUACCAAAGGCUGGCCUUCCCGUCUAUAUUGAGAGAACAAAGUUUAUAGUAAAAAUAAUAUUUAGAACUCAUAUGUUUAAGUAGGCAUUUCUUGUGUUUUGUCUGUUUAAGGUCUAUGAAUCUUACUUAUCUGCAUUAUAUCACAAGCUCCAUUAUAGCAGGGAAGAACAGAAAUGCGGCUGCAUAAGGAUUUUAGCAAUCUUGUGAUGCUUUCAUUUGCCUCACUGGGGCUGCAGCCCCCACCACAGGCAAUUGCAUUUCAUGGAAUAUGGCUACAUUGAUUCUUGAAUUCAUUAAAUAAUCUGGAGAAAACUCUGA